Molecule: messenger RNA, 4080 nt
Organism: Acytostelium subglobosum LB1
Lineage: Eukaryota; Evosea; Eumycetozoa; Acytosteliales; Acytosteliaceae
Exons: 2
Coding region: 1-4080 (1359 amino acids)
Source: RefSeq, a predicted model, not a curated record
AUGCUCUCUUUGUCAACAAAGAGAAUAUUGUCACCUAGCAAUACCAACUUGUUAUUGUUGGGUCACAAUCAUGCUGCCACUACUUUGUUGAUUAGAUAUAAGUCAUCAUCAUCGACAUCAACAUCAUCAGUAUUGGACACUGAUCAAGAUAUUGAUAAUGAUGAUGUAGCAACAGCAACAACUACAGCCGACAAUAGUACCACCACCUCAACAACAUCAACAACAAAGAAGAUGAAGAAGACCAAGACACCAAGUGCACCACCACCUCCAUCAAGCGUUGACUUGAAUGAUCUAUCGAUUAGACAACUAAAGGCAGUUUGUAAGGAGAUGAGUCUACCUUGCUCAUAUUCAAAGAAGCCAGACAUUAUCAAUCUCAUCAACAAUCACAAAGAGUACUUGUUCCAACAGAUGAUAUCAAUGGCACGUGGUGGAAGUACAAGUGGAAGCGCGGGCACAUCACCAAGCACAACAAAGAGCAACAAGAAGACACAGACACAGAUACAGAUGGAGGAUGAAGGAUCAGAUGUGAAGGUGAAGGAGGUGAAGGUGACCAAGACGGCUAAGCCCAAGCUGAAAGGUGAGGUCGUCGCCCCAGUCGACCCUGUCACCCCCGUCGCCGCCACAGCCACACAAUCUUCAACUUUGAAGGAGAAAGCCAAAGUUGCAAAGGUUGUGCCAUCGCCAACAACAUCCAAGUUGAAGAAGGUGCAAGCUCAAGAUAAGGAGAAGGAGGAGAAGGAGAAGGAGGAGAGAGUCACAGUCAAGAGCUUGAAGGCGUUGUCAAUGGCAGAGCUACAGGCCAUUUGUAAAGAGCGUGGCUACAUUCAAUCGAUCACAUCACACAAUGACUUGGCCAUGUUCAUCUUCUUCAAGCAAUGCGAGGAGAAGGCCACCAAAAAGAAGAAGCAGAAGAAGUCAGCGCCAACAUCAACAACAUCAACAACAUCCACAACAUCAACAACUACAGCUCCACCCCCAACCACUGUCCAGGUGGCCGCCACGCAACCACAUGUCCGCGCGGAGCGCCAACAACCACAACAACAACAACAGCAACAACAGCAAGAGCAACAGGAACAAGAUAUUGAUGGUGAUGAUAGGACACCAGAGGUAUUGUUGGUCCAAGAGGAAUCAACUUAUGUUGUGCCAGAGUUACCUUCGAUUGAGUCUGUUCGUACUCCUGCUCCUCAACAUGUUGAGGCCAAGCCAAGCAAGACAUCCAAGCCCAAAGAGUUACUUGGUGAUCUGAUCUCCACACUAAAGCAUCGUGAGAGUCAGUUGGAGAGUGCGACACACAAGAUGAUAAAGGAGCAGGAUCAGGCCAAGACCAAGGCCACCUCGAUCACCACGACCAAGCAAGACAAGCCCAGUGCGGCCAAGCACGACAAGAAGAAGUUUGACAAGAAGCUGGACAAGAAGAUGGACAAGACUAAGGAUAAGAAGAUGGACAAGAUGAUGGACAAGAAGAAGAUGAAGAAGCCACAUGCACAAGCACCAGCAACAAUACCAAUACCACCAGUACCAGCACCAGCACCAGGAGGAGGUCCUGUGAACAAUAAUAUCAAUACAUUGGACAUGGCAGGUUUGGAAGCACUGUGCAAGAUGUUCAACCUACCAGUGGACACCAAGCACAAGAUGAUCCUGUCGCUCAAAACGAAGAAUAUCACAAAGAUCACGCAGGCCGUCUUUUACCUGUCCAACAAGCCGGCGACCGAUCACAUCAAGGAGAUCACUGAAGUGUUUGACAACCUCUCUGGACCCGAGUUCAUCGAUGGUCUGAUCAACGCAUUGACAAAUGCAGGACAGGCAUCAAAGGAUUAUGGCACGCCAGAGAAUAUCGCAGAGUUUAACAAGAAGUUGGCAGAGUUAGUGACGAGUCGUCGCAAUAGUUUGACGAUUGAGGAGUUGAUGCCAAUAAUUAGUUACCUGCGCCACAUUCAAUCACCUUAUAUAUUGGACGUGAUCAAGGUGGCCAUGAGCGUGGGACGCCUGAACGCCAUGGUGGUCGAUGCGACCGCCCUCACUUGCCGCAUCAAAGGAUACACGACCGAGAUGUUGGAGUUUGUCGAUAAUGCCUAUGUGGAGGCGCGCAACUUGGCCAAGGCCAACGACACCGCCGUGCCAGCCUUCUUCCGCUUCAACGUGCGCGAGCUGCAGAUCUGCCUCCAGGCGGCUGCGGGCAAUCUGAAAGAGGCCAUUCAUCUUUACAACUCGGUGACCGACUCGACCAAGCUGGAGCUCGGCAACUCGUUCAAACAUAUCUUUAUCCUCCUGUCCAAGCUGGAUCGCUCGCACGCGAUCGAGUUCUACAAGCUGAACGCUUGGCGCUAUGAUGCACGAUUGAUCGACGACGACAUUAUGCGCGCGGGCAACUUCACGAGCGGCGACCUGCAGGUCGCCAACGACAUGAGCUCGCUGUCCGAGCUGCUGAUCAAGAGCGAAACGGAGGACAACGUCCAGAUGCACGACAUGAUCGUGCAGCACAUGGUGACGCUGACCCGCGAGGAUCAGCUGCAAGUGACACGCACAAUCAUACAGAUGUACCUGCUGCAGGACCAGUACCAUCACGCUCUUCGCUGGUUCUCCAUCCGCCUCACCGACUUCCACCUGCAGAACUCGCCCUACACGAUCUACCCGUUCAUUAUGUACCACAACAGGAUCAAGACCAAGCGUCUGGCCGAGCAGCCCGAUGCCAACGUCGACGAUCAAAACAGCAUGAUCGAAUUCUGGGAGAACAAGCUUGGCAGCAUCGACACCAGCCCCAAGUCUCGCCAGAUUGCCGCGACCAAGAUCUCAUUCGUCUUUGCCAACCUGGACAACAUCACAGGCUCGCGCGCCGUCUGGACCGAGAGCGACGUGUUCCUCAACGACCUGUGCGAGAAGCGUGACGUCGACGGAAUCUAUGCACAGCUACAACAUUACAUGGAUCACAACACAUUGCCCUCGGGCUGUCUGCUGGUGCGCGCAGUGUCUGUGCUCAGGGACCUAGACCUGCAGCGCUACAUGGACUUCUUGCUGCUACAGGACAUCCCCAGCAGCUUCUACAUCAUCAUGAUGGACCCCAGGGUGAUCAAGAGCAUGCAGACCGAGCCCUACAAGGCUCUGGAGAUGAUCAAACGCGACUUCAAACUGAUCAAUUCGCCCACAUACUACAACUACCUGUGCACAUUCUCCCUGGACAAUGGACUGCUGGACCGCGCCACCAUCAUCAUGCAAAAGAUGCUGUCCAAGUACAUCCCAUUCAGCUCCUUGACCGUCAAGAAGUUCUUCACGACGAUCAACACUCAUUCAUAUGUGCGUCAGCUGCCCGACGACCUGACCAAGGCCACACGCAAGAUCUACAACCAGCAUCCAGAGUGGCAUUACCUGGCAAACACAGUGAUCUACGACCACCUCAAGGCGAACGAGGUGGAAGAGGCCGCCGAGAUGUUCCAGCGCCUGUGCGCCCAUCACAACGUUGACUACGAUCUAAUGCGCAAUGGUAUCGACCUCUUCUACGCGAUGCUCGAGCAUCAGGACAAGAACAAUGACAACAAGGACAAGGACGUGAAUGACAACAAGGACAAUGUCGGCGGCGGCGACAGAGACAUUACUGCCCUCAGCACGCUGACCCAGCUCGAGGACUUCCUGGGCGUGACCGACCUGAUGUCGCACCACAGGGCCAAACGUUUGUUCUUCACCGCGCUGUUCAACUAUUAUCAUGAGACUGGCCAGUCACAAUAUGCGAUCGUCGUGCUGUCGGUGUACGAGGAAUCAUUCCGCGUGAUAAAGGAUGGCAACCUGUUGCUGUCAAUCUUUAAAUGUUUGAAGAGCCCUCUGGCCAAACUGCAGUACAUGGGGCGAUUCCAGCCGACGUUGGAGCGUGAAUGUCCGGCGGCGCUGCGCGACGAGAUCGCCAAGGCCAACGAGAUCAUCAAGGACGACGCCAUCGAGCAACAACUCGAGUCUCUGACCUUUUUCACACCGCCUCAGUUCGAGCUGCUGGACGAUAUCAUCCAAGAGUACAUCAUUCCAACGCAACUACCUAGUGAUCAAAUGAAAUCCGAAUGGAUUCCUGACCGAUCAAUAGACACAAACCAUUGA